Molecule: messenger RNA, 1197 nt
Organism: Dendrobium catenatum
Lineage: Eukaryota; Viridiplantae; Streptophyta; Magnoliopsida; Asparagales; Orchidaceae
Product: probable trehalose-phosphate phosphatase 6
Exons: 11
Biological process (GO): trehalose biosynthetic process
Molecular function (GO): trehalose-phosphatase activity
Source: RefSeq, a predicted model, not a curated record
CCGAGAAGUAGUAGCAGAGCAACAAAGCAACUACUGUCUCUGUCCUGUUUCUUCCCCUUUUCUGUUUUCUUUUUCAUGACCAGGCAAGGCUUGUUGGCGCCUCAGGAGAUACUUAGUCCAAUCUCAGCUUCUCCGGCGACCGUGACGGCAACAGUGAUGGGGCUUCCUCCUCGAAGCGCCGCCUCUACGGCCAAGUAUAAGAAGCUCAUGACACAUCUUGAACUCCAUGGAAUUGGAAGCCAGAACUUUGCAAGUUUCGAGUCUAUGAAAGCUUCCUCUCCAACACAUUUAAGAUCUGUUCCCUUACUAUCCACCUCACACUCUGAAAGCGACGACAGCGAUUGGAACAGAAGGCUCCCAUCAGUGUUGAGCAAGUUUGAGGAAAUAACGGAAGCGGCGAAGGGAAAGAAGAUAGUGAUGUUUCUUGAUUAUGACGGUACUCUGUCUCCAAUCGUAGAUGAUCCGGACUCUGCUUUCAUGUCUGAGGCGAUGAGAGCAGCAGUGAAGAGCGUGGCGAAGUAUUUCCCAACUGCUAUAGUGAGCGGAAGAUGCAGAGAUAAGGUGUUCAACUUUGUUCAAUUGUCGGAGCUUUACUACGCAGGCAGUCAUGGCUUGGAUAUCAAAGGUCCCACCAAAUGGCCCAAGCACAUAAAAGCUAAGGCAAAGUCAGUGCUCUGCCAGCCAGCCAGUUCAUUUCUACCCAUGAUUAAUGAGGUAUACAAUUUACUUUUGGAGAAAACCAAAGGGAUUCCUGGCUCCAAGGUGGAGAACAACAGAUUCUGUGUAUCAGUUCACUACCGAUGUGUGGAGGAAAAGAGAUGGAAUAGACUUGCAGAGGAAGUUAGAUCAGUUUUAUCAGGCUAUCCGGAUCUGAAAUUAACUCAAGGAAGAAAGGUAUUGGAGAUUCGGCCUAUUAUUGAAUGGGACAAAGGCAAGGCCCUGGAGUUCUUACUGAACGAGCUUGGUUUUGCCGACUGCAAUGAUAUAUUUCCCGUCUACAUUGGUGACGACCGCACCGACGAAGAUGCUUUCAAGGUGUUGCGGGAUCGUGGACAGGGAUUUGGAAUUCUGGUUUCCAAAUUUCCGAAGGAAACUUGUGCCACUUACUCCCUUAAAGAGCCUUCUGAGGUUAAGGAUUUCUUGAGACGUUUGGUUGAGUGGAAGCGAAAUUCUAUGAAGUCGUAGAUGAGGCUUUAA